GUGCCCUUGAGCAGGAAGACCCCGGGUUGUUUUGGCUUUUUCUCUCCACGUGGAGCCUCAAGGAAACUUCUCCUGUCUGUCCAGCGUCCUGCACAACCGACCCGCAGCUGAGAGACAUGUCAGCGGGAGGACACACCACCACGAGCCGGGCGAUCCCCGCGGUCCGGCGGGUCGCGAUCCACGAUGCUGCCCACAUGCCGCAGGACUACUCCACGACCCCCGGGGGGACCCUGUUCAGCACCACGCCCGGAGGCACCAGAAUCAUCUACGACAGGAAGUUCCUCCUGCAGUGUCGGACGUCUCCUCUGACUCGGACGCCUCCCAAGCUGCCCGACAUCCCCGGCGUCACGAGUCCGCUCAAACUCAACAACUCCCCCGACACGAAGCCGCCCAAACAGACACCGAACAGCAACACUGACCAAAGCCUGCACACAGAGGACAGCGCAGGAGAAGAUGACCUGUUUGAAAUGGACAUCUGAAGAGAGAUAGAGACGAGGAUAAAAA
This is a messenger RNA of Hippoglossus stenolepis (Pacific halibut), 504 nucleotides long. Its product is annotated as eukaryotic translation initiation factor 4E-binding protein 1. The record is from RefSeq and is a predicted model, not a curated record. Bases 117 to 479 code for a protein of 120 amino acids. Gene Ontology annotation, biological process: negative regulation of translational initiation. The transcript has 3 exons. Gene Ontology annotation, cellular component: cytoplasm. Lineage: Eukaryota; Metazoa; Chordata; Actinopteri; Pleuronectiformes; Pleuronectidae. Gene Ontology annotation, molecular function: eukaryotic initiation factor 4E binding.